AUGACCAUUCCGAACCCUAUUUUUCCGUCCGCGUCGCGGGCCGAUGUGAGAAGUCGCGUUCCUUCCCCGUACCCCCCCCCCCGUUCCCCGUCCUUACCCUACGCUCCAAUUCUCUGCUCUUCCCCGCGUUCACCCGUGCGCGCAACUGCUGCUCCCCUCGCGUCCGCCACGCGCGCUCACCACCGUCCGCGCGCGCAGCGCAAGGAGGCGCGGGAGGAGCUGCAAGGGGAGGUGGCGGCGAUGCGGCGCGUGGGGGGGCACGCGCACGUGGUGGCGCUGCGCGCGCUGUUCGAGGACGCGGAGAGCGUGCACCUGGUGAUGGACCUCUGCGCGCACGGCGACCUCUACGACUACCUCAUCGCGCGCACCACGCUGCCCGAGCCGCUCGCCGCUGACGUCACCAGGUCCUACUGGCCCUACACCACUGCCACGCGUCAGGAGUGGUGCAUCGCAUCGGGACAUCGGGACAUUGGGCAGAUCCUACUAGCCCUACACCACUGCCAUGCGUCGGGCGUGGUGCACCGCGACAUCAAGCCCGAGAACAUCCUGCUCGCCGCCAAGGACGAAGCUGCGGGGAAGCUGCACCUGAAGCUGGCAGACUUUGGCUUAGCAGUGAUGCUACGUGCCGGGCAGCAAGCGGUGGGCAUGUACGGCAGCGCGGUGUACAUGUCUCCGGAGGUCGUGUGCCGCCGCCCCUAUGGGGCCGCUGUUGACCUCUGGGGGCUGGGCGUCAUCCUCUACACCGCUCUCUCAGGCUACAUGCCGUUUUGGGGCAGCACGGACGAGCAGCUCUUCUUCCGCAUUCUGCGCAACCAGCCCGACUUCUCCAUCGCGCCCUGGCCCUCCGUCGCGCCCGCCGCCAUCGACCUCGUGCGCUGGCUGCUCUCCUCCGACCCCGCCCACCGCCCCUCCGCCGCCGCCGCGCUGCACCACCCCUGGCUCGCCCAGCACUGCGGCCGGGAACCCCUUCCCUCGCCCCGCCCCGCCCCCUCCCCGUGUGUUCCGGUGGGUGCGCCUGGCUGGGCGGGCGAGGGCGGUGUGGAGGGCGGCAGGGAGGGGAAGAGAGAGGGGGAGCGUGUGAAAGCAGCAGCAGAGGCAGGCGGGGGUGCGGCCGUGGGGAGAGGAAUGGAGGGGGUUGGCAGUGGGAGGGGCGGUGUGGCGGGUGGUGCAGCAGCAGCAGCAGGUGGGAGCAGAGACACGGAGAUGGGCGGUGUGGAGCCGCAGCGCACCUCAUGGGAUGGUGCUGCAGGCAGUGCCAGUGGGGCAGCGGCUGUCGGAGGAAAGGAGAGCGGCUGGCAGCAGGGCAAGCAGGAGCAGCAAGGAGAGGCGGGCGGGAGGCAAGAGCAAGGGGCUGGGGCAGCGGCACAUGGGAGCAUGGAUGUGGACUCACAACAGGGGGCGAGCACGGCACAGCAGGGGCAGAGCACGGCACAGCAGGGUGGGCGGCAAAAGCAGCCCAAGGCAGCGGCCAUCCAGCUGCCUGUGUUGGCGUCCUUCACGGGCCCCGCGUCGCCCCUCUUCUCCUCGCCCACUAGCACCCGCUCUGCUGCUGGCGGCGGUGUGUUCCUCUUCACUGCUCGCCCUGCCAGUGGCAGCACCAGCCACGCAGGCUCGGGUGGGGGCAUGUGGGAGAGGGAGAGCAGCAAGGCGAAGCACAAGGAGCAGCAGCGGCAGCAGGUGCAGCGCCACUCACAUGCACACAAGCAGCAGGAGCAGCAGCGAGGUGCAGCAGCAGCAGCAGGCAGCAAGGACGGCCACAAGGAAGGCCCUCCGAAAGCACCCGUGGAAGCAGCAGAGCACAAGGCGCGGCGGUCGUCGCACUUCCGGUUCUUCUCCCCCAAACGCAAGGCUCGUCGCUCCCAUGUCGUCGUCUCCACCACCCCGCUCCCUGCCCCUCCACCCCCUCCCCUCUCGUCCCCGUCCCCAUCCCAAUCCCCUCUGGGCGUGUCUGAGCCCCCCGCCCAGGCCACACCCCCUGCGUCCUCCUCGUCCACUGCCCCCAUGGCCUCCAUCACCGUCCCCCUCGUGCGCCGCCACCCCCCCUCCUCUGCCGCUGCGUCCCCCACUGCUGCGGCUACUGACGCUGGUGCUUCUGCCCCCACGGAUAGUGCUGCUGUACCAUCCACGGCGCCGGUUGUGUCCGUCACCAUCCCUGUCAUCCCGCCCAAGCCCCCUCUCGACCCAACCCAAGAGCUCCCAUCCGUACCUGAGAUCCAGGCUCGGCUAUCUGGGCCUGACGGGUCCAUACCAGUGUCAUCGCUCUUCUCCUUCCUGCGACCCCUCAACCCCAUGGCCGCCAGGAAAAGUUCUUCCUCCUCCUCCCGUGCUGCACAUCCAAACUCCAACUCAUCCACAUCCACAGCGCCACCCAGCUUCCUCUACAGCCCACGCGAGCCCCUCAAGUCGGCCCAUCACCACCACUCCUUCUCUGCAGUGAGCACCACCACCAGCAGCAGCAGCAGCGGCGGCCUGCUCCCCUCCAGCAACCCUCCACGUGCGCCCACUGCCUCCACUGCUGCGUCGGAGCCGUCGUUUGGGUUGGGGCGCCUGGCGCGGCCGCUGCACGGCAUGGCGGCCCUCAUGCGCCCCGCCUCCCCCUCCGCCUCUUCCCCCGCACUCGCCCCCUCGCCGUCAGACUCGCCGCAGCACAGCAGCAUGGGGGUGGGACGGGCAGGAACGAGUGCACACACACAGGCACAUGAUGAGGGCUCCACAGGCACAGUGCCACGCACACACCUCACCACCUCCGCCAGUGCACCCAAUGUGGCCGGCAUGCCUGGCAGUGCUGCUGCUGCCUCGGGGCCUGCAGUGCCGCAUGCGCCUCGCCGCGCCAGAGGGCUCAGCUCCAUUGUCAAGGCCUUCGCCUCGCUCUCCACUGCUGCUGCGGGUCCCCUGGGUAAUGUGGGGUCCGGUCAGCAGCACAGUGGGGUGAGCAUGGGUGCUGUGGGCGGUGGUGGUGGUGGUGGAAGAGAGAGUGCGAGGCGUGGAGAGGAUUUGCACAAGGGGCAGCAAGAGAAUGGGGAUUCACUAAGUGUGAGUCGCUCAGAAGAGCUGCUGGGUGGGGGCGCCAUCACACCCUUGUCCGCGUCCCCUCUCCCCCGUUCUCUCUCCCCCCAUCCCUCUCCCCCGGUCUCUCUCCCCCCAUACCUCUCCCCCAGUCUCUCUCCCCCCAUCCCUCUCCCCCGGUCUCUCUCCCCCCAUCCCUCUCCCCCGGUUUCUCUCCCCCCAUCCCUCUCCCCCGGUUUCUCUCCCCCCAUCCCUCUCCCCCGGUCUCUUUCUCCCCAUCCCUCUCCCCCGGUCUCUCUCCCCCCAUCCCUCUCCCCCGGUCUCUCUCCCCCCAUCCCUCUCCCCCGGUCUCUCUCCCCCCAUCCCUCUCCCCCGGUCUCUCUCCCCCCUUCCCUCUCCCCCGGUCUCUCUCCCCCCAUCCCUCUCCCCCGUUCUCUCUCCCUCCAUCCCUCUCCCCCGUUCUCUCUCCCCCCAUCCCUCUCCCCCGUUCUCUCUCCCCCCAUCCCUCUCCCCCGUUCUCUCCCCCCCAUCCCUCUCCCCCGUUCUCUCCCCCCCAUCCCUCUCCCCUACUUCAGUCAGCCGCUGAGCCGCCUCCAGGCACUUGUGCCAUCAGCUGCGCUACCUCCGUCCCUCCCAGCACCGGCAAGACUCAGCCGCCUAACAGCAUCCAACCGCCUGCCCCAUCUGCUGCUGUACGGCCCGCCCGGCACGGGCAAGACGUCGACGGUGCUGGCGGUGGCGCGGCAGCUGUACGGGGCGGGGGGCGUGAGGAACAUGUGUCUGGAGCUCAACGCCAGCGACGAGAGGGGCAUCGAUGUGGUGCGCCAGCAGGUGCAGGACUUCGCCUCCACCCAGUCCAUCAGCUUCGGAGCCAAGGCGGCGGUGAAGCUGGUGGUGUUGGACGAGGCGGACGCCAUGACCAAGGACGCGCAGUUCUCCCUGCGCCGCGUGAUAGAGAAGUACACGCGCAGCACGCGCUUUUGUCUCAUCUGCAACCACGUCAGCAAGAUCAUCCCAGCCCUCCAAUCGCGCUGCACACGCUUCCGCUUCGCCCCGCUCUCCUCUGCUGACGUCACUGCCAGGCUCAGACACGUCAUCCAGGAAGAGGGUCUGGACGUCACAGAUGGGGCGCUGUCAGCCGUUGUGACCCUCAGUGCUGGUGACAUGCGCCGCGCUCUCAACAUCUUGCAGUCCACGCACAUGUCAUGCCCAAACACCAUGACAGAGGAGGCGGUGUAUGCCAGCACAGGCAACCCCAUGCCCAAGGACAUUCAGCAGAUGGCGCACUGGCUGCUCAAUGAACCGUUCUGCACCGCACUGCAACGCAUUCUGCGGGUGAAGGAGGUAAAGGGGCUGGCCCUCAUAGACAUUGUGCGCUACCUGCACGGCUUCAUCCUCACAGUGGACAUGCCAGCAGCAGUGCGCAUCGACCUCUUUGAUGCCAUGGCUGACAUCGAGUACCGACUCACCUUUGCCACGAGUGAGAAGGUGCAGCUGGGGGCGCUGGUGGGGGCUUUCACGCAUGCGCGCACCAAGCUUGUGGAGGGCGCCAAAUAA
Molecule: messenger RNA, 4563 nt
Organism: Closterium sp. NIES-65
Lineage: Eukaryota; Viridiplantae; Streptophyta; Zygnematophyceae; Desmidiales; Closteriaceae
Source: the annotation of a GenBank genome assembly